Molecule: messenger RNA, 1020 nt
Organism: Anopheles cruzii
Lineage: Eukaryota; Metazoa; Arthropoda; Insecta; Diptera; Culicidae
Gene: CIA30
Product: complex I intermediate-associated protein 30, mitochondrial
Exons: 3
Coding region: 1-885 (294 amino acids)
Biological process (GO): mitochondrial electron transport, NADH to ubiquinone; mitochondrial respiratory chain complex I assembly
Cellular component (GO): mitochondrion
Source: RefSeq, a predicted model, not a curated record
AUGGAGUGUUUCAACGGGGUUGCAAUUUGCCGACUGCCGGCGCCCGUAGGUUGUCGGCUACGCUACACCGCGGUCCACCGGACGUUUUGGGAACGCGACCGUAAGGGCGGCUACAAGUCGCGGGACCCACCCGUUCCUACGACCGAACUAAUCCGGAACGGACUGAAGGAGUUACGACAAGAACUAGCGCUUUAUGCGGAGGAAUGGAAAGCACGAUUGGAGAGCGAUCCGCUCAUGGUAUUCCGGCCGGGCGAAAUCGAUGUCGUGUUUGCGUUCGAGCAGCAGCAGGAUCGAGAGCGAUGGGUCGUUACGACGGAUCACGAUCAUGGCGAAGGUUAUACGCGAGCCUGUUUCGAGCAAAGUCCCACCGGCUACGGGCUGUUUCACGGUACUCUCGAAUCACGCGUUCCCAUCGACGGGCGAAUCAAACGGGCCGGUUAUGCGAACAUUAAGAGCCACCGCGUCCGAAAAUCCUUCAAACGGGAGUCAUUCUACGACUGGGGUCAGUACAAUACGCUCGUGCUAAAGGUGCGCGGUGACGGUCGCUCUUACCUGAUCAAUCUCAGUGCGGAAGGGUACUACGACAUCCUGUGGAAUGAUAUUUACCAUUACGUUCUGUACACGAGAGGUGGACCUCACUGGCAGGUGACGAAAAUACCAUUCUCGAAAUUCUUUCUCGCUUCGAAGGGACGCGUACAAGACAGCCAAGGGCCGGUGCCACUCAAUCGCAUCACGAACGUUGGCUUUUCAGUGGGAGCCCGCGGCGACCAUGAGGGCGAGUUCCGGUUAGAGAUAGAUUACAUUGGCGUAGAGUUUGAUCCGUCACACCAGGAAGAGUUUGCGUAUGAGAUGUACAAGCAGCAAAAAUACAUCGUCGCCACGUAGUACGUAGUUGGAAGAUAUGUUUGUUAAACCUUUGUUAACAUGUUAGGUAGCACUUUAGUAAUAGGUUGAAUCAUCGUUAAAAGAAAACUAUUGUGUUUUGUGUUUUAUUGUACACCAGCCGAAUCCCUUGUCGUC